Molecule: messenger RNA, 957 nt
Organism: Eutrema salsugineum
Lineage: Eukaryota; Viridiplantae; Streptophyta; Magnoliopsida; Brassicales; Brassicaceae
Product: glutathione S-transferase U17
Exons: 2
Coding region: 93-779 (228 amino acids)
Biological process (GO): glutathione metabolic process
Cellular component (GO): cytoplasm
Molecular function (GO): glutathione transferase activity
Source: RefSeq, a predicted model, not a curated record
CAUAUAAUGCCAUAUAUACCGAUCUAACAUAAAAGCUUCAACGUGUCAUACCAUUUAAGUCCUCAUCUAGUAUUUUGGAUCUUGAGAAGAAAAUGGCGAGUGAUGAAGUGAAGCUGAUCGGUGCAUGGGCGAGUCCCUUUGCGAUGAGGCCAAGGAUUGCUCUAAACCUCAAAUCUGUUCCCUACGAGUUCCUCCAGGAAACGUUUGGUUCCAAGAGCGAGUUGCUUCUUAAAUCAAAUCCGGUUCACAAGAAGAUUCCGGUUCUGCUACACGCUGACAAACCGGUCUGUGAGUCCAAUAUCAUCGUCGAGUAUAUCGAUGAGACUUGGAGCUCAUCUGGACCAUCCAUUCUCCCUUCUCAUCCGUAUGACAGAGCCAUCGCUCGGUUCUGGGCUGCUUACAUCGACGAAAAGUGGUUUGAUUCUCUAAGAAGUAUCCUAAAAGCUGAAGGAGAAGAGGAGAAGAAAGCGGUGCUAGCUCGAGUGGAAGAAGGGAACGCGAUUCUCGAGAAGGCCUUUAAAGAUUGCAGCAAAGGAAAAUCUUUCUUCAACGGUGACCAAAUCGGUUACCUCGACAUUGCAUUCGGAUGCUUCUUGGGUUGGUUGAGAGUCACCGAGUUGGCAGCUGGUCAUAAACUUGUUGAUGACGUCAAGACUCCUUCUCUGUCCAAAUGGGCUGAGCGGUUCUGUAAUGAUCCCGCUGUGAAACCUGUCAUGCCCGACACUGCAAAGCUCGCUGAAUUCGCUCAGAAGAUCUUUGCCAAGCCUCCACAGGCUUAAUUUCAUUUGGUUGUGGAUUAUUUGUAGGCUGAGCCUGAGUUCUCGCGAGAAUAAACUAAUUAAGAGUGCUACUUUAUUUAUAGUUGUUUUUAUUUUAUUUUUUUGGUGUGUGUUUUGGGUAUUUUGAACGUUAAUUUUGUAUCAGGCUUGGUGAAUGAAGUUGUUUUGUUUAUGGGUA